UUAUAUAUCAUGGACAUUUAAUUGUAGUAGCCAGCAGGGGCAGAUCUAGAGAAUUUUGGAUGUGGUGGCCAAGUACCAACAUCCAAAGGACAUAUGAAAGCACCAACCAGAAUUUAAUGGCCAUAUAUAUCCACAAUCAAGAGAAAUAUGUCAGUCUGAAAAUACAUUAACCUCAUAGGCGCCUUGAUAGCCGACUGGUUUUGGUGAAAAUCCAUAUACAUACUGUAGAUUCUCUGCAGUAAAUAUAAUUUCUCAGUAGCCCUCUUAGAGUGUCUUUGCUUUUCUUUUCUGAGCUGCAGAGGAGAUAUGUAAUAGAUUUUGAAUGCUUAUAUUGAUCGCCGUUGAUGUGUAGCCACAUCAGCAUAAACCUUCCUCUAUCCUAUUUUUCAUGACUGUAUAAAAAGCAGGCAUUUUGAAGGGUCCUGUCCAAAGAACAAUUUCACAGUGAUGUUGUGUCCUUCUCUCUGUGCUGCAGGAAUUAAACUAGAAAACAAAUACCCCUCUGCACUCAGAUACACUGUGCUUUGAGCAAAAUGCUAACAGGAACAUGAUAAAAUACUCAUUAAGCAUAAUGCUAACAUGCGAAUGCUUGGAGUGUUUAUCACUUUCAUUGUCUUAGUUUAGUGUGCUAACAUUUGCUACAGUAAUUGGCACUAAACACAAAGCACAGCUGAGCAAUUAUGUGUUCACAGUAGCAGAAAUUUCAUCCAGCAGCUUUGUUAUUUUGACAGUGAUGUCUGAUGUGUUGCACACACUCCAGGACAGUAACACUCCUUGGAACCACAAACUUUUAUCACUCAGCACUUUACACUCCUCAUUAAGGGAGAGGACUAAACCCAGCUCCAGUUCCAUAUGUGAAAUUGGUUGGCAAUCUACAGUUCCUGUGAGGAGCAGGACAGUAUUGAUCUGGAAUGAGCUGCAGAAGAACCGCUUUCCUAUUACGUGUGAGAUUGAGCUGAGGCUGCGUACAUCUUCUCAGUAAGGUGGGAGAGAUGGGGAUGGCAGCAAGGGAGCUACUAUGAUGAGUUUCAAAUGACCGAAACAGGAUUAGAAACAAAAAAAACGUGCUCUCUGACCCAGUCCUCUAUGCACAUGUGACAGACAAUCAACAAUACACCUUGCAUAUUACAUUACAUCAAAUCAGAUACAUAUUCUUGGAUGGGGUGCUGGUGAGUUGAUUAAAAGGCUGGUUGCAAGAUUAAACAGUGGAUGUCUGCAGUGUUGAAAUCCAUUCAGUGAAAUACAGCAGGUUUAAACAAUGGACUACUUUCAGUUCAGUCACAGUUCAAUAUAAGCAGCUACUGUAAUAGGCUGUUCUGGCCCUGGUUUCCAGAAGCCACUUUAUCCCUAAAGACUUUAUUGAGCAAUUUUCAAAGCCCUGUUUAGAUGAGGCCAGUUUAGCACAAGGAGCUCCAGUAAUGAGGUCAGGAACAACAGCCAUUUCCCCUUGUGUCACUGCAGCUGUUACAGGUAAGGUCAUGUGUGAACAGAUGGAUCAAGCUCACAAACCAUUGCGCUUUAUACUUUAAAUAUAUUGUGAGACAGUAGUUGGAUAGAGCUGAGUAUUGAACCUUCUCUGUACUGACGUAUUGUCAGUAGCACCAAGUAUCAAACUGUCAGAGUAUUCUGAAAUCAUCAAAUAGCUGGUAAUGAAACCUGUGCUUUAUCUAAACUUAAUAUUUUCACCAGUUUAGGUGGUAUUUUAUCAUAUUUAAAUCAUUGAAACAUCUAUUUUAUAUACAUGCAUGUUAACAUGCUAACAUUUGCUAAGCAGUACUAAACAGACAACAAAUUUUAUGGCGAUCCAUGCAAUAGUUUUUAAGAUAUUUCAGUCUGGAUCAAAGUGGUGGACCAACCAAUUUAGGCACUGUAUUGACAUUUUGAACAGAUGUUCUAUAGUUGUGAGGACAUUCAUUGACAUAAUGUAUUCCUUAGCUCCUUACCCUAACACUUAACCAUCACAACUAAAUGCCUAACCCCAACACUCACCCUAACCUAAACUAAAUUCUGUCCAAAAUGUUUGCACAAAGACAGAAAGAGAUACACACAGAGUCAUAAUCAUAUGCAGGCACACACUUAAAUGUGUUGUAAUUAAACAUACAUUAAAUGCAUGAAUUCCCUCUCUACCUAGCUCUGCUACACCUCAGCCUCCUUUCUCCAAUCUCCCCACACCAGCCCCUUCUUAUUCAUCCAUUCCCCUCUCAUUUGCCUUGAUUUGUAGCUGUGUUGUAUGUACAGUGUGUGAGGGGAAUUUAGGGAUUUUAUUGCAGCAAAUGUACAGUGUGUUUCUGACUUCCAAAUACUGCUCCUUCUGCAAAACCUUUGCAUAUAUUCAGAAAAUGCACAAAAUACUGCAAGGCUGAUUCAAUUGACCAGUUACAGUAUAUACUUGUAUGCUGUUUGCCAAUAUGACCAAUGAAUUUUUAAGCAAAGCAUAAACUACCAACAGGAGCCUCAGCUACAGCGACAAGAUUUCUCCUGCUUCAGCCUCUGGUUGCUAUAACUGGUGGAGCAAGAGAGGAAGGAACCUUGAAAGAUAGGUGACAUGAUAAAACAGAGUGAGAGGGUGAGUGAAACAGAGUAGGAGAAAGAGACAGACAGAGAGUGGGAGUGAGAUAAAGAGAGAGGGAGGAAGCUGUGUGUUGCACCACAUGCCUCUCAGUCCCCUGAAGGUGCGCUGUUGGCGAAGGAGCCGCUCCGCUGAGAAAAAACUACAUCAACAACAAGAACGAAAAAAGAGCAGAAACGUCUAAAUAUCAGAUAAAAAACAUACAUCAGAAAGAGAAGAGGGAGAAAGAAGGGGAACCGGGGCACAAGAACAUUAGUGACACGCAUUAACAUCAGCAGGCGGGAGCAAGAAGGAGGAGGAGAAGAGCGAGGAGAGGGGAAGAAGUGACAAGACGGGGAAGAGAGCUGAUGGCAGAGGUGUGAUGGUGCACACUGCCAGGACCUGACAGUGUCUCCCCCCUCUUGUUUCCACCUUCCUCUGCCUCCUUAUCUAUCCUCUGACCCUGUCCCCUCCUCCUCCACCCUCCUCUCCCCUCUCUCUCACACACUAUUGCUCAAUUUCUCUUCCCACAUUCAGAUCAGGGAGAGCGCAGAGCCUGGAUCGCAUCUUCGUCUCUUUCUCUUUCAUCCCUCUGCACCCUCCCCAGCUCCCAAUUGUCAUCAUGCAGCCGAAACUCUGUUAAGAGAAUUCCUCGAGCUCUGCAUCAGAGGCGGGCCAAAGGAGAAGGAAAGACCAGUAGAGAAAUAAACUGUGGAUCCCUCAAAGAACUGAGGAGUCUUUGAUCUUUCCAGGCUUUUGGAGGAUUGACCUGUUCUGCUAAAUGGAAGGCGAUGUAAGAGCAAAGAGCAUCUUUAUUUUGCUUCACAGAUCAAAGUUUGAAUAGAAGAGGACAAGACACUGAAAGAGAUUUGAAAAACGAACUCUUUGAGACUUCAGGCUUCCGUGCUGCUCUCUGUUGUCAUUCCUCCUGUCCCAUCUGGAGUUCUCCUCUGUGUCUCGGACUCUGCUGCCUCGACUGAAGCUCAGCCAUGCAGGUGUCCUUUGCCUGUACAGACCACAACCUGAAGAGGGGCAAUGGGGACCAUAGCAAGCAGACCACCACCAGCCCCAACGUGGUGAACCAAGCUAGAGCCAAGUUCCGCACUGUGGCCAUUAUCGCUCGCAGUUUUGGCUCCUUCACUCCACGCCACAUCUCACUCAAAGAAUCAACGGGGAAAUACACAGGCAUGAAAUACAGGAAUCUUGGAAAGUCAGGACUCAGAGUGUCCUGCUUAGGACUGGGUACAUGGGUGACAUUUGGAGGACAGAUCGCAGAUGAGGUUGCAGAUCAGUUAAUGACCAUUGCCUACGAGAGUGGAGUCAACCUUUUUGACACAGCUGAGGUCUACGCAGGUGGCAGGGCUGAAAUCAUUCUAGGAAACAUUAUCAAGAAGAAAUGCUGGAGGCGAUCCAGCUUGGUCAUUACAACUAAACUCUACUGGGGAGGAAAAGCAGAGACAGAGAGAGGAUUGUCGAGAAAACACAUUAUCGAAGGUCUGAAAGGCUCUCUACAACGGAUGCAGCUGGAGUAUGUAGAUGUCGUUUUUGCCAACCGCCCAGACAGCAACACUCCCAUGGAGGAGAUUGUUCGAGCCAUGACCUACGUGAUCAACCAGGGCAUGGCGAUGUACUGGGGGACGUCUCGUUGGACAGCCAUGGAGAUUAUGGAGGCGUAUUCGGUGGCAAGACAGUUUAAUCUGAUUCCUCCAGUGUGUGAGCAGGCAGAGUAUCACCUCUUUCAGAGGGAGAAAGUAGAAGUGCAACUCCCUGAACUUUACCACAAGAUAGGCAAGUAUUUUGUGUGUGUGUUUGUUGUGACAUACUAAUAAAUCACAGGCAUGCCUGAUGGUGAAAUGUCACCAUCUUCAUAUCAGUGGUUGAAGGAGAAAAUAGUUAGUGAGGAUGGACGGAAGCAGCAAGCCAAGCUGAAAGAGCUCAACCACAUUGCAGAGAAACUGGGCUGUACUCUGCCUCAGCUGGCUGUGGCGUGGUGUCUAAGAAAUGAAGGAGUGAGCUCAGUCCUUUUGGGAACAUCCAACCCUGAACAGCUCACAGAAAACCUCGGGGCCAUACAGGUCCUUCCUAAGAUGACCUCUCAUGUGGUGUCUGAAAUUGACCACAUCCUAGGCAACAGACCAUAUGGUAAGAGGGACUACCGCUCUUAGACUUGGCUGGUGGACUACCGAGAGGUUAGCUGUACCUACCUACUUAACCAUACUGCUACCAUGGAAACACUGUUCAAUGUUCAAGUUCGUGGUUCUUUCCUUGGGCCCCACUCAGCUCCAGCCUACUUCAGCCUGGAACCAACAGCUUUGCUAAGCCCAGCAUUGCAUCUGCGUUUGAGACUCAUCCUGCUCAGGUUCAUCUCAGGUGCAGUCCAGCUCAGCUAAGAACCGCUUAACAAACAGUCUCAAAUGCCAUUAAUCCAUUUCAAUAAAUUAAACCUUUGUGUCAGCAAUGGUUCAUCUGAGAUACAACUAUGCAGAGCUUCGUCUAGCCUAUGUUAGAGUUCAGAUCCAAUGACAUUCUGACAUCAUUUAGACCACUACAUCCUGAAGUGAAUUGAUGUUUUAACUUCAGUUAUAUAGCAAGGUACACAACUAGGGAUAUCCACAUUCACACUAACGUACAGUUUGUACAUGACCAGAAAGAAGCACUGCAGCAGUAUUUCAAGUAAAAGUGCCUUUCUCAAGGGUAUCUUCAUAAUAGUUGACAGCUUCAUUACUUACUCACUUUUCCACUGACAUCCUCCCAGUGCAGCUGGUGACUCAGACCCUCAAGAUUCAAGCCUUCCUCUUUAAUGUCCAGACUACCACCCACAACUAAUUUAAUUUGAGCAAACUAUUCUUAUUGAGCACAUAAUCUAUUUAUGACAAUUACUGUACCACGGCUGAAUACAUCAGUCAGACAAGUUAGAGGUACCCCAGGAAAAUGGACAUACAGAAGCUUCGGUUGCAUGAACACCCCCAGUCAGUUCAUCAGUGCUUUUAUUAAAUUGUUAUGCAGCGCAACAAACAAAAUUACCAUAUGAGCUCAGUACUCUCAUCUCUUGUGUCAGCAGUCCACACUCAAGUAAUGGGAUACAAUGGCAUGAAUUGUGAGGUUUAGCAGUAAUUAGGUGACCUGCUCAAAGCUCUUGAAAAAGGAGCUUUAGGAAUUAGGCCUGAACAAGCCAUAUUAAAUUAGUACAGAACAGUAUUCAGUAGACAUUAUGGGCUAGCUGCAAAUCCUGAGAGUAUUACUCAACAGAUGCAUGUUGUCCCUGCUGUCAUGUGCCUCUCUUUGCUUUUCUACAAAGCCCAUAAUUAAACAACAAAAAGGAGUUUGAUCGAAAAUACUGCAACCUUACCUACUGUCCGUGAGCGCCUGAAAACCAAAGGAUUGCAGGACAUGGUGUGAGUAGCAGUGGGGAGAGAGUGAAGCAUGCCACCUCCAUGUGGUCUUUUUAAGGAACUGCUGCUCUGCUACACUACAUCAUAGCAGACAGAAAUAAGGUAUUAUUCUAAAUAAAAGUGGACUUCUUGUCUCUUAGUUUGUGUUUUUUAUGGAGACACUGGUCUCUUUUUCUGACUGUGAAUUGAACCUGCAUCGCUGAUUGAAUCCAUGACCACAGCAGAAAUGGACUUUAGCAUAAGAUAAAUCUCUCUGUGGCUGAUCAUGGUUAUAACUGCAGAAGCUGCUUGUUAAUGGCACAACGUGGCACACGGUUGAGGUAUUUGGGACAUUUUGGAAUAUAGUUUUUGUUUGAAGAUGUUACAUGUACAUAAAAUGCAUCAAUUGUAACAUAAGCUAAACUAUGAAGUCUCUCUUACAUAUGAGGAUUUUACUGUAUGGCUGAUAUUUAAAUAAGUUGUGCAGAGUUGCUCUGUUGCUCCUCUGCAGUGUUUGGAUCCUGUCCUCAUUCUCCAGCCUGACUUUACACUGUCACAGAAUUCAUGUAUAUCCUCUGAACUAUUUCUAAGGAGUGAGAGUUUGUUUUAUUUUUGCAUUGUGAAGUCAAAUUAUAAACUCUGUAACAAUAAUGACAUUAUUUAAAUAAUGAGCUCCUGUUAUGAGAAAGGAGUGCUGAGCUUUGCUUUGUCCACUAACUAGACAUGGAAAUGAGACUCUCUGUCCAUGUUGCACAUCUCAUAAAGUUUACAGUCGUCACCUUCCUGCUUUGUUCUCGUCCUUUUUCAUCUGGAAAACAAGCCACCACAGAUAUAAGCAGAAACGUUGGCCGUGUUCCAGCUGAGUCGCCGUCUCAUCCUCAGUGCGCAUUUGUUGCCCAAAUGCAAGGAAAUGUGAAUAAAUCUGAUAUCGCACAUCAAAAGUGUUACUUUUGGUUUGCGUGCAAGUUCACAUGUUGCGCAUCAGAUUGAGUCCGUGCUCAAGUCGGACUACAGCCUGCCCGCAUGUGUGGAGCCUCCUCCAGUUAACAGAGUGCCUUGAUGCAAGUCCUGCUACAGGAAGAAAAUAAAUAAAUAAAUCAGGGACGUCUUUCAUAAGUUGCUGACUUGUGUUUGGAUACUGUCCUACAUCAGCAUGUGAGAACAGUAUUUAUGCAGAUUUUUUAAUUUAUUACAUAGAUCUACAGUACAUGUUAACUUUUACUUAAUUCAUCUAUACCAGUCAUUUGCUCAUCAAGGAUCAGUUCUAUCAAGGUGACUGAAACAGCCAGACUUUACCAGCUUCACAGAUUCUGCCAGAAACUCUGUUUUCUCCAGAGGAAAACAUGUAAUACAAUCUAAAGAAAGGGGAAUUAAUCUGUGGCUUGAUUUUCAACUGUUAUUCAGACCACAUGAAAAGGCCCGCAGAGCCUUAGCCCAAGAUUUUCUGUUCUGGUACAAAUUCGGCCAUGAAAUUUGAGUGUAAUCUAUUCUAGAUCAGUGCUAUUUUCUACAACAUGCAAAGCUGAAGAUGGAAAGGACUUCUUUCUUUUAAAUGACAUGCAAACCAUGAGUGUAUUAUUUACUCUCUUGAACUGUGGUUUCUCUGUAAAUAGUCUGCACAAACCGUGUGAUUAUAAAUAAAUGCAAUGCCAGUGGAAAUGUCUCACUUUUGUUUAACUUUCGAAAUAAGUAUAAAUCGACCAUUAGG
This is a messenger RNA of Monopterus albus (swamp eel), 7627 nucleotides long. RefSeq names its product potassium voltage-gated channel subfamily A regulatory beta subunit 1a (gene kcnab1a). Gene Ontology annotation, molecular function: potassium channel regulator activity; transmembrane transporter binding; voltage-gated potassium channel activity. Gene Ontology annotation, cellular component: cytoplasm; voltage-gated potassium channel complex; membrane. The transcript is spliced from 13 exons. Lineage: Eukaryota; Metazoa; Chordata; Actinopteri; Synbranchiformes; Synbranchidae. The record is from RefSeq and is a predicted model, not a curated record. Gene Ontology annotation, biological process: regulation of potassium ion transmembrane transport; potassium ion transport; transmembrane transport.